GCCCUUGAAUUUUCUGUUUGGGCGGGGAGUGUGUGAGAAGGCGUGGUCACGUGACUCGGGCCUACCUCAGGCUGGGGCUAAAGAUUGGAUGUCAACACGUGUUCUAAUGGAGGUGUGUGCAGAUUCAGUGGAAUCUGCUAUCAAUGCUGAAAGGGGAGGAGCAUGUCGGAUUGAACUGUGUUCCAGCCUAAUGGAAGGAGGCAUCACUCCCAGUAUCGGUCUAUUGCAGUUGGUUAAACAGUACGUGAGGAUUCCGGUGUUUGCCAUGAUACGUCCGCGAGGAGGGGACUUCCUGUACUCCGACAGCGAGAUUGAGGUCAUGAAGGCUGACAUCAAGAUGGUCAAAGCCAAUGGAGCGGAUGGAACUGUAUUUGGGGUUCUGACAGAGGAUGGAAGAGUCAACACUGAAGUAUGCAUGGAUUUGAUCGCUGAAUCACGACCUCUGUCUGUGACUUUUCACAGAGCAUUUGAUAUGGUGCGUGACCCCAUGAUCUCCCUGGAGUGCCUCAUCGCUUUGGGCUUUGAGCGGGUUCUCACCAGCGGAUGUGACAGCACGGCACUUGAGGGGCUACCUACCAUCAAGCGCCUGGUAGAACAAGCAAAACAAAGGAUCAUUGUCGUACCAGGGGGAGGGAUAACAGAGAGAAAUGUGCAGAGGAUUCUGGAAGGUUCUGGGGUCCAGGAGUUUCACUGCUCUGCCCGGUCCUCUCGAGACUCUUUAAUGAAGUUUAGAAACCCCUCUGUUUCCAUGGGAGCAUCGCUCACUAUGCCAGAGUACAGUAUGAAAGUGACAGAUACGUGCAAACUAAAAACAAUGAUUGCUAUUGCAAAGGACAUUGUAUAAAUACUGAGAAUCUAGCAACCAAGAGAACCAGGGAAUAAAUACUGCCAUUUAGAAAAACAAACAAACAUUUACCUGAUCGUGUACGGGUCUGAACAGUCCAACUAUUGUGACUUGUUUACUAACUGCAAGAAGAACAAAGAAGAGGUUUGCGUUGAACACAAUUCGUUAAAGACUUGUGGCCAAGGAACCUUUUUAUAUCACUUUUGUAUGUUACAAAUGAUCGACUCUGUUUUCAAAUCAAUGCAACCAGAAUCCUUACUCGCAGUGUCAAGCCGUGGGAAGUAGGAGCUCCAUACAGACUCAAAACACAGGGAAUGUGAUUGGCUCCCAGUGAUUGCAGCUUACUUUUGUAGAAAUUAAAAUUUGUUGAUCAAAUGCUCCAGUUACUUUCUUCAAUAUCGU
Molecule: messenger RNA, 1246 nt
Organism: Chiloscyllium plagiosum (whitespotted bambooshark)
Lineage: Eukaryota; Metazoa; Chordata; Chondrichthyes; Orectolobiformes; Hemiscylliidae
Gene: cutc
Product: cutC copper transporter homolog (E. coli)
Molecular function (GO): copper ion binding
Source: RefSeq, a predicted model, not a curated record